Ctenopharyngodon idella (grass carp) is the source of this 1518-nucleotide messenger RNA. It is a transcript of the gene myoz3a, whose product is annotated as myozenin 3a. The transcript has 6 exons. The record is from RefSeq and is a predicted model, not a curated record. Gene Ontology annotation, molecular function: actin binding; FATZ binding; telethonin binding. Gene Ontology annotation, cellular component: actin cytoskeleton; Z disc. The coding region runs from base 89 to 859 and encodes 256 amino acids. Lineage: Eukaryota; Metazoa; Chordata; Actinopteri; Cypriniformes; Xenocyprididae.
UAUAGAAAGCAGUUUCACCCUGCUGCGCUCUCACACAGCGCAGCCAAGACACAGAACAUCAUCUUCUCCAGCACACACUCAGACCGAGAUGCAGAACGCACAUCAUAGUCUUACCAAACAGAGACAGCAGCAGGCCAUGAUCCUGAGCAGAGAGGCAAAGGGAGGUCUGAACCUUGGGAAAAAGAUCAGCGUUCCUAAGGAUGUGAUGAUGGAGGAGCUGAACCUGAACACCAACAGAGGAUCCAUAAUGUUCCAGGAGCGUCAGAGGAGAGUGGAGAGAUACACGCUGGAGAACUCAGGAGACGCUUCCACCGGCAUAUAUAACGACAUGGAUCAGAAUCAAAUCCAGAACCAGAACCAGAACUACAUGAUGACAGACAUGCAGGGAGGGAAAGAGAACCUGCUGUAUCCAGUGGCCGGUAAACACAGUCUCGUCACCAGCCUGAAGAACACAGUGGCCAAGAAAGGAAGCCCAAACGUCCUCGCACCAGGCUACUCCGGACCACUAAGAGAGAUCCCUCGAGAGAAAUUCAAUGCCACAGUGAUCCCGAAGUCUUAUUGUUCACCGUGGCGGGAAGCCCUGGGAGAAAGUGAAGAGCUUCUCUCCUCACUCAACACUCAGAUACCUCAACCGCCACAGAAACUCCCGCCAGCGAACUACAGGUGCUUUAACAGAGCCGCGGUGCCAUUUGGAGGUCCCGUGUGCAGUCAGAGGGUGAUUCCUGUUAUUGGAUUUGAAACUCUGGAGACUCAAAACCUUCCUGGCAUGACCUUGGCCACCAUGUCCAAACGACGCAACUUCAACAGAGCCCCGCGGGGAUGGGGCAUCGGAUACUCGCCUGAGUCAAAUGACCUGUGAGCUCCACGCUGAUCCACAGCUGUAACAUUAGAGGAAAAGACUGGCAUGCCGUAAAGACCUGCGCUUUGCACUUUCGGACCGUCCCAUUAAGUUCCCUGCAGGUGAAAGGCCAGAGGAGAGCAGCUGGAAGUUUAGAUUUUUAUAGCAUUUGAAAACCAAAAUUAAACAUCAUGAUAAAGAUGAUCAGGAUAAGAUGUUUUAUCUCAGUGCUGGAUGAAGGAAGUCUUGGUUGCUCUCCUAGAACAAGACAAAUCCAUUAACACAUCUAUACAAUAAGAAAUGAGUCCAAAUCUUAUGAUUCAGAACUUCAAAAUACUGGCAUUUCAUGCAAAUAAUUGGUGUUCAAAGUAUUCAGUAGCCCCUAAAAUGUAUUUGGACACUUGAGGCACAUGGAAAAUAUGCAUGACAUUAGGAUUAAAUAUCAAUUACCUAUUGUUUUCACACUGAACAAACUCAAAUGUUUUGCUUGUAAAAUGUGCAUCUUUCUUAAAAUAAAUAACAUGCUUUAAUUUUUAUCUAAUGCAACAGUGUCCGAAUACUUUUUGGGCCGCUGUGUUUCUUAAAAACAGAGCAGACGGUACAUUUAAUGACAGCUAGUUUAAUGUUCACAAAAGAAAAUGGUAACCGUAGGUUCUUUCAAUAAAGUCUUUGUUUUUGAA